AUGAACGCAAGAAGUUUCGAUGUGGAGCUGAAGUUACGCGAGGAGGAGGUCGUAGAGGUUACGAGCGGCCUACUGCACACUAUUCUCUUCCUGAGAUCAUCAGCUGCCGGUGAAAGUGGCAGCACAGUGUUCACCCGUGGAACGCCCCCCGUGACAAAGUUCUCGUACGUUGACUGCAGAACCAUUGACUUCACUCACGUACAAGUGGAGAGCCCCGAUCUCAAGAACCGCAUACAUCGUGAAGCAACCUUGUUCUUCACUCAGCUAAAACGCGGCCAACGCGGACGCGGGUCCAUUACGCUGGAGUUCUAUGAGAGAUCAGAGGGGCUGCUCUCGACUUCUUGCGAAACAUGGGAGAUGUGGAGGAUAGGAGUCACUCUCACGACGUGCGGAAGUCUUUUCGAAAAAAGACGGCACUCCCAAAAGGCCUGCGCGGAAAUUGCCGACUUUGUGAGCUUGAUAACGACCGCGGUAAACUUCGACACCCAUCUGCCUCUGGCAUACACGCCGGAACACGUCGGACGGAUCUACGACACAUCGUUGCGCGGAGUUCAGCCCUAUUUGUUCAAGAUCACUCACAGAAUCGACUGUUUCAGACACUACAACCCUUCCGUUUUGACGGACUUGUGCAAAUGGAUCGGAAAGGGCGCGUUUCUAGACUGA
This is a messenger RNA of Galendromus occidentalis (western predatory mite), 663 nucleotides long. RefSeq names its product autophagy-related protein 101-like. Gene Ontology annotation, molecular function: protein kinase binding. The record is from RefSeq and is a predicted model, not a curated record. Bases 1 to 663 code for a protein of 220 amino acids. Lineage: Eukaryota; Metazoa; Arthropoda; Arachnida; Mesostigmata; Phytoseiidae. Gene Ontology annotation, biological process: autophagy; autophagosome assembly. The transcript has a single exon. Gene Ontology annotation, cellular component: Atg1/ULK1 kinase complex; phagophore assembly site.